This is a messenger RNA of Drosophila nasuta, 1463 nucleotides long. Its product is annotated as angiopoietin-related protein 7-like. The record is from RefSeq and is a predicted model, not a curated record. Bases 212 to 1414 code for a protein of 400 amino acids. NCBI's taxonomy places the organism in Eukaryota, Metazoa, Arthropoda, Insecta, Diptera, Drosophilidae. The transcript is spliced from 3 exons.
UUUGUUAACAGCCAUUUAAAUAUCUUAACAUUAAAUUGUGAAGAAAUUGAAAUUGAUAAGCUAAUGUAGCAUAGCUGGCAUUUGACCCUAUUAUGAGUCUUAUCAUUGUUUAUAUUUUUGCACAAACUAGGCAGAUUUAGGAAACUAUUAAUUUCUGCUAUUAGUAGAUUAAACACAUUCAACGCUAGUGGAACGACAAUUUCCUGCGAAAAUGUCUCUGCUUGUCAUAUUCUUGGGCAUCUUUUUAGGUGGUCUUUCAACUUCUCAUUCAGAAUUCAAUGUAAAUAACGAGCUCGAUGCUGUGGAAAAUAAUUGCGCUGCAUAUUGUCUAAAUCUUUUUUUGAAAAGCAAUGAAUUUGCAAAUAACAAAUUGAAAUCUUGUGAAAUGCAUAGUAAGCAAAUGUCUGUACUCCAAAGUGAACUAGUAGUUUUGAAAUUAAAAGAAGAAAUCUCUGAAAAGAAACUUAAAAAAGCUGAUGAGAGAUGUACAAAGACUCAAGAACAGCUCGACACCGAUCUACACUCAAUAAAAAACCUUCUUUAUCACCUCACGAAUCAAUCGAGAGACGAGGCCAAGAGACUCAAGGAACAGCAAAAACAAAUCGGAGAUUAUAGGGAUUUAAUUGAAGAAAAGAACGAUAUAAUUCGAGCCUUACAAUCUAAAUUGGAAAUCUAUGAAUACUCAGCAAAGAUACUGAAUUUUAAUGUUUCAUUAAUUCCACCAGCGCUGAUUAUAAAGCAUGAGAUACCUGAACAGCAAAUUAAAAUUUAUGAAACUAGUUGCUUGAGUAUGGGAAACUCUUCAGAUAUUUUGGAAAUCCAAGUACCAGGAAUGCAACCAUUUUCUGUGGCAUGCGAUGGAGAUAUUGCUGGACCUGGAUGGACUGUAAUUCAACGAAGAGUUGACAAUAGUGUGUACUUUAAUCGUAGCUGGAAUGAAUACCGAAAUGGCUUUGGAGAUCUGGAGAAAAGCUUCUUCAUGGGAUUGGAAAAGAUUCAUCAUAUCACAAAAUCACAGAACUAUGAACUAUAUAUACAUCUGGAGAGUUUUAACGGUACUGUUCGCUAUGCACGUUAUAAUAAGUUUGGUAUUGGAAACGAAACGGAUGCCUAUGAACUAAAAGUCUUGGGAGCGUAUUCUGGCGAUGCUGGCGAUGCGUUAGUUCAAAAUAUAAAUAUGAAGUUUACAACUUUCGAUCGGGAUAAUGAUAAAUUUUAUAGCAAUUGCGCCAGUGAGCGCGAUGGUGGCUGGUGGUAUAAUCAAUGUGCUCGAUCAAAUCUAAAUGGACGUUACUAUGAAAGCGAAAUGGAUGUAUGGGCAGGCAUUUGGUGGUGGAAUUGGCAAGAAACGCGCACUCUGAAAGCAGUGCAUAUGCUAAUAAGGCCAACGAAUACGACUAUAGUGAAAAACUAGCUGUUAUUUAAAUGGGAAAUUUUGUAAGUAAAUGAAAAUAGUUGUCAAC